Pantherophis guttatus is the source of this 1182-nucleotide messenger RNA. Its product is annotated as serine protease 27-like. Gene Ontology annotation, molecular function: serine-type endopeptidase activity. The record is from RefSeq and is a predicted model, not a curated record. Lineage: Eukaryota; Metazoa; Chordata; Lepidosauria; Squamata; Colubridae. Gene Ontology annotation, biological process: proteolysis.
GCUGCCAGGAAGUGGCUGCCUUGUUAAAAAUUUAUUUUGCACGCUCCUAGAUUUUCACUGAAGCAAAGCUGGAGUAUUACAGGCUGGAAACCACUUUCUUCCUUGGAUUUGAAGCAGAGGCCCUGCUUCAGUAUGAGAAGAACUGCCUCUAUUUUCUGUUGCUUUGUCAUACUUUCUCUAACACAGGGUGCUCUGAAAAAUGAAAUUCAAAACAUAUGUGGACAGGUGGUGAAUCAGAACCGUAUUGUGGGGGGAGAAGAUGCUUCUCUGAAUGCUUGGCCAUGGCAAGUCAGCCUCCAAUACCAAUGGAAGCAUGUCUGUGGAGCGACCCUCAUUAGCUCUAAAUGGUUACUGACAGCAGCCCAUUGCUUCCUUAAGAAUUCAGUACUCUCUGAUUACCAAGCCAACUUGGGAAACUACCAGCUGUUGAAUCCAGACCCAAAUGCUGUGUGGCGGAGACUGUCUCAAGUGGCUGUGCAUGAGAACUAUACCGGAGAUGGAUCCAGUGGAGACAUAGCUCUGGCUCAGCUAGAGAAACCUGUCCGUUUCACCCAAGGCAUCCUUCCAGCCUGUCUCCCAGAUGCCAAAAUCCAGUUUCCAAAGGGCACCCUUUGCUGGGUAACAGGGUGGGGAUCACCUGCAUAUGGAGCCAAUCUGGGAGGUCUUAAAACAUUGCAGCAGGUCCAGUUGCCAUUGAUAGACACCAUGACCUGUGAUGCCCUCUUUCACAUUGGUACGAAUACCAAUUCUUCCGUCAGAGAGAUCCAGGAUGACAUGUUCUGUGCUGGCUAUGCAGAGGGAAAAAAGGAUGCUUGUCUGGGUGACUCCGGAGGUCCAUUAGUCUGCCAAGAGGAUGGUUCCUGGUUUGUUGCAGGCAUUGUGAGCUGGGGUGAUCUGUGUGGUGUCUCCAACCGCCCAGGAGUUUACACCCGUGUUAGUUUUUAUCAAGACUGGAUUCAGAAUCACUACCCUAAUGUGCAAUUUGGUCUUGUGAAUGUCACUUAUUACCGAGUUGCUUCAUCUCAACCUGCCUCAAGCCAAGUCCUCAAAAGUUUCAAUUUCAUUCUCCAGCUUCUGAUUUCCUGCUUUAUCAUCAUUUUCUGAGACAGAUUGGGAAUCAGACAUUCUAUGCUUUUAUUUACCAAGUUGAUUUUUUUAUGGAAAAAUAAAUCUUAACCAAAA